UUAUUAAAAUAAUAAUAAUAAUAAACCGUCUCAAGUUGAAGUUCCCUCACCGUCGAGCUGGCUGCUUGCAAGUGGCAACUAGGAAGUGACCGAAACGAUGAGUUGAGCUCCUGGGUAUCGCCAUCCUUCUUCUUCGGAGCAACCGUACAAAGAAGAGUGUUGUGGUCACUCAACCUCCCUCGCCGUUUUAAAGCCUGAACCCGGGACCAGUUUAUUGUGAGCCAGUCAAGUUCGAUGAUAUUCAUAACUAACAUCUACUGAAACACGCCUCUGAAACGUCGUCGUAUUUGAGGUUACUCUAUACUUCUAUCCUACAUAAUUAAAAAAAAAAAAAAAAAUUCAGGCACCUGCUGUAGCAUAGAGGAGUUGGUUCAUCUCUGAGAAUAUGGAAACACGUUACAUUAUUUUUUUGGCGGUUUUACUGUUACUACUUGAUAAUGGCUGCUCUGCUGUUGAUGGGAAGGGAAAUGUAGAUACAAAUUCUGGGUUAGAUUCGGAAUCCAAAGGCAAGGCUGGUUCAAAUGAGGAAACAGGCGGGUCAGACUCGGUUACAAAGUCUGCUGAAGUUGAUAAAGCGAAAGGAGAUAAAGAGGAUCAACGGGAUAAAUUGAAAGAGAGUGUAAAUAUUAGGAAAUAUGAUAAUUCGACUACCCAAAAUGUGCAGAAGAGUAACGAAAAUAACUCGACCAAGGAAAUGGGUUCAAAGGAAGCUGAAAAUAUGCAGAAGAGUAGUGGUGGUACUAAUGAGGAAUCAAGAGCUAAGGAGGGGGAUAAUGACAAAGGGAAAUUGAGUGAUGAGACAAAAUAUAAAGAUUUGCCUAAAGAGGCUGGCACCAUAGAUGAUUCCAAAGCAACAACAAGGAAAAGGACUCAGGAUGAAAAAUGUGAUUCAUCUAAUAAGUGCAUGGAUGAUGGUAAAAAUUUUGUUGCUUGUUUGAGAGUUCCCGGAAACGACUCUCCAGCUCUAUCACUGUUAAUCCAAAGUAAAGUUAAAAGCCCUCUAGGUGUCACAAUUUCCGCUCCUGAACAUGUUCGGCUAAAGGAAACAGAUGUUCAACUCAAAGAAGAGGGACAUGUAGAGCUCACGUUCUCUGUCAAAAAGAGAGGAAUUGACAACGUAAUCAUGUUUAUAGGAAAAAAUGGUAACUGCAGUCUAGAUUUUAGUGAUUUAAUAGCACACAAUUGGGAAGAGGAAUCUGAUAAUACUCCCGAGUCUACAUAUUUCAGUUUCAUGCAGCGAAAGUCUACCCUUGUAUUUAUAUCCUUAACAGCCCUACUCAUACUAGCAGCAGGUUGUAUGUGUGCCAGCAUUCGGUGGAAGCAUUUUUCCAAUAGCAGCAGCACUAAAUAUCAAAGACUAGAUAUGGAGCUGCCAGUUUCUGGUGCACCGAAAUUAGACUCAGAUGCCGAUGAUGGAUGGGAGAACGGUUGGGGUGAUGAUUGGGAUGAUGAGGAAGCACCCAAGACUCCCUCAAUGCCGGUUACCCCAAGUGUUUCUUCUAAAGGCCUUGCUUCUCGGCGGUUGAACAAGGAGGGCUGGAAGGAUUAGUUGUCUUUAGUUUCAACAAACUCUCUAAAUGAUGGAGAAAAUAGGAUGAGUUGAUUCUCAAAUGUAAUUUAAUAUCCUUUGGCUUUUGGUAUUAUUUGAGGGAAGGGGCUCAUUUAUGUACACUCUUGAGCUGAUUCCAAUAGCCUUUUUUGUUUCUGCUAAAUGAUGAUGCUAUUUGGUUCUUUACUAAUGCCUUACAAUUGUUAUUAAGAGUUAAUUAUACAGGUUUCCCUUGAA
This is a messenger RNA of Mangifera indica (mango), 1786 nucleotides long. RefSeq lists its product as uncharacterized. The coding region runs from base 386 to 1549 and encodes 387 amino acids. Lineage: Eukaryota; Viridiplantae; Streptophyta; Magnoliopsida; Sapindales; Anacardiaceae. The transcript is spliced from 4 exons. The record is from RefSeq and is a predicted model, not a curated record.